Molecule: messenger RNA, 1068 nt
Organism: Salvia splendens (bonfire salvia)
Lineage: Eukaryota; Viridiplantae; Streptophyta; Magnoliopsida; Lamiales; Lamiaceae
Product: protein FAR1-RELATED SEQUENCE 5-like
Exons: 3
Coding region: 1-1068 (355 amino acids)
Molecular function (GO): zinc ion binding
Source: RefSeq, a predicted model, not a curated record
AUGGCUAUGCGGUCUGCUAUUGAGGAAAUUCUUGUUGGCACAAAACAUCGUUGGUGUAUGUGGCAUGUAACGUACAAGCUAGCUGUCAAGGCGCCGAAGAAGCUCCUCACAGAUGACCAUUUCAAGAAGGAGUUCAACGCUUGCGUGUGGUCCGACUUACAUGAACCGGCGGAGUUUGAAGUAAUAUGGAAUGGAAUCAUUGAAGAAUAUGGUCUUCAAGAUGUGGAGUGGUUCAACACCAUGUAUCGCCACCGGAAGUAUUGGAUAUUGCAAUUCUACUUGAGUUUUAAUAAUGCAUUGGAAUCUCAACGACAUUCUUCUGCAAAGUUGGACUAUGCUGAUUCUACUCUUGUCCCAAUAUUGGCUACUGACCAACCAUUUGAAAAACAUGCAUCCACAUUAUUUAACGACAGCAUGUUCAGAAAAGUGCAAGUAGAAAUUGUGGAGGGUUGUAACAGAUGUCGCAUUGUUGGUUUGACGUCAGAAGGCAUGAUUCAUUUUUACAAAUUUGGUGACAGCUACCGCAACACAUUUGUUGUAACGCACGACAAGAAUCAUGACUCAUAUGCCUGCGAAUGCAAGUUGUUUGGUAGGCACGGAUUUUUAUGCUGCCACAUAAUUUACUUGUUCAAGAACAAUGAAGUGCGUGUCAUCCCAGAUAAGUAUGCUGAAAGCAGAUGGAUGAAGACGCCGUUAGCAAAAGUUGUACAUGGACACAUGGCUGACUCUUUGGAAAACACAUACGUGGUUGAUGAGAAGAUGAAUUAUCUAAUGAAGCCACCACUCUGUUUUACAGUUGCCUUGGAGGAUGGUAGAAGAAUUCUAUGGAAUGGUGAAACCCAAGUUGUUGAAGUUCACGCUCUAGAUGUUGUCCAGACAAAAGGAUCAUGUAGUACGAAAGAUAAGCGUAUCAUUUCGAAGAGAAAGAAGGCUAAAAAUGAGUUCAACUGCCCUGUUAGAAGAUGCGGUAAAUUCCAAGAGUUAGGUCAUCAUGAUUCCCGGAAUUGCAACCGUGUGAAGGAGAAGGAGUUGGAGAAGGAAAAGGGCAAGGGCAAGGAGAAACUUUGA